Molecule: messenger RNA, 825 nt
Organism: Rotaria sp. Silwood1
Lineage: Eukaryota; Metazoa; Rotifera; Eurotatoria; Philodinida; Philodinidae
Source: the annotation of a GenBank genome assembly
AUGGCAGGAGCAGUGCAUGAUACUGGUGGUACAAAUAGCAAUUCUUGUAGAAAAUAUACUGAAGAGAACGAAUUUAUAAAUGAAGAUGUGCAGCCAUCAAAAAUGAAUGUUGUUGAUAUUAUCGAAUCGAACCUUGAUCCCAUUGUAGGUUACGCUCAAGAGCCUUUGUUACCACUUGCCGAUGCAUGCCUUCCACUGACCGAUAUUCUCUAUAAUUUAUCAUUCUAUGUUCAAAUGGCUCUGGAUAAAACUCCAGACGAACCACCAGAUCAAUUAACAGUCGAUGAAAGUGCUGCGAUUCGUCUCUACACAAUUGAAUGGGAAGAACCACAUCGAAGUCUCUAUUCGAUGCUUAAUUACACUCUUAAGAUGGCUAGUCGCGAGAAUCUUCGGCCCUAUUUUCGAUAUCUCAAACUGUUCUUAACUGCCCUGGUCAAAUUACCAUGUGUUCCACCACUAACUGUCUGGCGAGGUGUAAAACUAGAUUUGAGUGCAGAAUUUCCACCCGGUACUCUAGUCACAUGGUGGGCAUUUUCAUCGUGCACCACUGAAAUGACUGUACUUGAAAAUAACAUGUAUUUGGGCACAAUGGGCGCACGAACACUCUUCUCAGUCGAAGCAAUUAAUGGUCGAAUGGUGCGUGCUCAUUCACAUUUCAUUACAGAAGAUGAAGUUCUUCUUUUGCCUGGCACUCAUAUGGUAGUUCAGUCACAAUUGAGUCCAGCGCCCGAUCUUUACAUCAUUCAUUUGAAGCAGAUUAUACCAAAAGAAAUGCUACUUGAGCCUCCUUUCGAAGAUGCACGUCUUUAUCCAAAAAUUCAGUAA